Messenger RNA from Acanthocheilonema viteae, 966 nucleotides. NCBI's taxonomy places the organism in Eukaryota, Metazoa, Nematoda, Chromadorea, Rhabditida, Onchocercidae. The record is from the annotation of a GenBank genome assembly.
AUGUCACCUUUACUAAUGCAUGCUGCAAAUUCAUCGGUACCAAUGGAGCCAUUAGAUGAUAUGGAUGAAACAGCUUCGGAAUCAAAUGAUGGUACAGAACAUACGGCUGCAACUACUGUUACUCCUGGAAAGGAAUUGGUGACUUGGUUAGCGGCACAGCCGAAACUUAAUGCGCGAUCUAAAAGUGGUUACAUCUUGUUUUCGGCCGAAGUCCGGAAGAAGGUUAUGCAAGAGAAUCCGGAAGCUGGUUUCGGUGAAGUUAGCAAAAUUGUAGGCAUCGAGUGGAAGAAACUAUCAGAAGAACAAAAAAAACAAUAUGAAAUCAGAGCAGAAUAUAUUGCAAAUGAACGGGCAAAACAGGAAGCACGUGAGCCACCUCAUAUGCGAAUUUUGCCUGGACAAAUUCGAGUAUAUAUGUGCAAGUGGCAGACGUGUGACUUCCAAUAUGAUAACCCGGAGGAACUGUAUGACCACGUAAAAACCGUACAUACUUCCCAGAUUGUAGUUGAUGGUGAAAAUCAAUUUGUGUGUUUAUGGACAUCAUGUUUGAAAUAUAGGAAAGAUGGAAAACCGUUUCCUUCUCUUCCACGCCUUCAUCGACAUAUUAAAGAGAAGCAUUUGGCAACAUCAGCGAAAUCAAUAUAUCCAAAUCAAAGGAGCAAGAAUUAUAUACCAACUUAUGUACCUGGUUCGUCUGCCUCAUCAGUAACUCCGGGAACAACAACAUUCGUAGCCGUUCAGCAGCAAACAAAUGGACCGCAACAAGUUCAUCAAACUUAUACAAUUCAACAAGCACCAUUAACAUAUGUUACUCAGGCAGUUGUUUCUACUCAUCAAAUUGUUGCCAAUGGAUAUGUGAAUGGAACUGCAGUAGCUGUAGCGCCGACAGCUUAUUUGGCAGCUACACCAACCGUUGUUCAUACUAGUUCUCCUCACGGUUAUCAUCCAUACCAACAAGUGCGGCAG